Molecule: messenger RNA, 777 nt
Organism: Trichoderma harzianum CBS 226.95
Lineage: Eukaryota; Fungi; Ascomycota; Sordariomycetes; Hypocreales; Hypocreaceae
Exons: 1
Coding region: 1-777 (258 amino acids)
Source: RefSeq, a predicted model, not a curated record
AUGAACCGCCAUUUCUAUGGGGCCUCUCACGGUAUUUCGCUUCAAAGCUUGCAGUCCUCUGCGAGUUACGAGGAAAAGCUGGCAUUGAGUAAGUGUCAGUGUCGCUAUUCGUUUGGCUCAAGCCCCUCUUGCAAAACUACGAGCGGAAUCUUCCAGCCGACUUUGACCAUAAGCCCAAGAAAAAAAGAUCUUUGGAGGUUUUCUAGUCAAUCUACCCCCAAAAUCGUCGAUGGGAGUCUUUAUAUCGGCCGAAUUUUUACAAUGGUUGGACCGCUGGUGCGCUGGGAACAAAUUGCAAGGCUGAUUGAGAGCGUACGACCUGGAAUAUGCCAACACUUGGAAUGUGCAGCGUCGCUACCGCGAUUCUGUCGCCAUGACCGCCAGGCCUCGAAAAAGCCCGUGGAUCGACGUCUUUACAUCGCUUCACUGACGGGUAGGUGGGGGGAUGUUUUGGAGGACCUCAGGUCUGAAAAGUUCAACCCAGAAAAAGGAUCAUGCUUAUUGUGCGCAACCGACUACGACAUCUCGCUCGAACAAGAUAUAAACGAAAAGGAGUGGCACUUUACCCUUCGUACAUAUCACUGCCUUGGGCCCUGUCGGACUCCAAACGACCAACUCUGGGCUUACUUCACCAGUGAUUUCCAGGAUGCACACGGUUUCUGGGGAACCUCAUCUGAGAGAAACAGCGAGCUGGAAGAACUUCAAUCUCGCCACUUAAAGCUGGAUCAUGGAGGAGCGCGUCGAAUAUGGUACGGGAAAGAUGAAUCUAGGAUAUAG